Molecule: messenger RNA, 3492 nt
Organism: Lactuca sativa (garden lettuce)
Lineage: Eukaryota; Viridiplantae; Streptophyta; Magnoliopsida; Asterales; Asteraceae
Source: RefSeq, a predicted model, not a curated record
CCUUACUUUUCUCUCUUCCACUUCUCUUCGCCCCUCUCUCGUAACCUCUCAUUUCUCAAGAACAAAACAUAAUUUUUUUCCCUGAAAACAAAAGAAAAACAACUUUGGAAAUUCAAAUCGGUACGAGACGAAACCCUGUUGUGUUGUUCUUCAAGAAAUGUGUGAAAAUGCAGCGGAGAACGGUGACGAUUAAGUGGGAUCAGUUAGAUGACUUCAUUGAUGAAGACGAUGAAUUCUUUGAAAGCACGAAUCGUCUCUCGGCGGUUGUCCCUCUUGACAUGCCUUUAUCAGAAUUCGAUUAUGAUGAAAACGACCAAGAUUUUGAUGGUAGUAACGUUUCUUUAUCCAACAAACUUUCAUCGAUCAACUCAGUCAAGGAAAAUCAAAACUUUAUGGUUAAUUCUCAAUAUGACAUGUGGAUGGUUGCACCUGGGUCAAUCACCGACCGACGAAGGCGGCUUCUUGAGGAUAUGGGGUUGAACAACGACAAAGAUUUUACUCGGUUAACCACCAACAAAUUCAACAAAGCAUAUACGAAAAGAUUGGUUUCGACAAAACCUGUUAUCACUUCGCUAGACACAAAAAUAGCAGACGAAAAACCAAAUGUUGUUUCAAAUGUAAAAAAAUCUUCACCACCUUUAGAGGAAUCGAAACAUGUUGAACAAAAGCAGCAUGAGUCUCUCCCAUCGGCUGUGACUCAACCUCAACCUCCACCUCAGUCUCAAGCUCCGGCUAAACUUCAUUCACAGGCGCACCAUUCCCAACCUCAACCUGAACCACAACCACCACAACCUCGGCCGGCGCCUCAGGCUCAUGUUCAGACCCAAGCUCAAGCUUCCUCUUUGCCUGUACUGUUAAUCCGUUCUAGAUCAGAUGGUGACAUAGAUACAAGUUCCUUCAACACGAAACAACGGAAAGAGGAACUGAUUGGAUCAAUUUCUAAGCAACGCCUUACAAGAACAUCAUCUGAAUUGGUAACACCAUCUGUCGGAUUACCAUGUCAAUAUGCCAACGUUGUUAGAGUUUUCACACCAGGACGAACAAAAAAGUCUUCGGUUGCUAAAGCCAAGAACAAGGACAACACUAACAGUGCUACCACUAACACACAAUUGGAUUCUUUCUUCUUGAUCAAGAAUCUGGAUACAGGGAAAGAAUUUGUAGUUAAAGAAACCAAUGAGGAGGGCUGGAAUAAGGUGAGUGAUCUUCAAACGGGGAAGCAACUAACAAUGGACGAGUUUGAGAAAACCGUCGGGCAUUCACCUAUGGUGAAGGAAUUAAUGCGGAGAACAAGCCGCAAGAAAAACGGCAACGUCACCGGAAAAUUGGCCUCCACGAAUUCUUUAAUUAGCAAGAGCUUUAGAAAUAGCAAGAAGAAAGGGGCUGCAAUAUUGAAGACCAUAAAAAGUUCGGUGAAAGGAUCGAAGAAGUGUACUUGUGUAGAACAGAAAGCGUCAACUGACAAGAAUUCCAAUUCAGAAUGGGUGAAAGCUAGAGCUCAUGGUAAACCCGUGAAGGAAUUCUCAGCAUUGCAUCUAUGUCAAGAAAUCCAGCUGGCUCAUGAUGGAUCGAUUUGGACGAUGAGAUUCAGUUCUGAUGGUCAAUAUCUAGCCACCGCUGGGGAAGAUACAGUUAUCAAUAUUUGGGAAGUGCAAGAAUGCGAUGUUAUGUCAAUGCGAUUAGAAGACGUCGACAAGGGUUCAAUUACUCCUGAUAAUAGGCCACCAUUACCAGAUAGUUCACCCAUGCCCGCAGAUAAGAAAAAGAAAUCCAAGAACAGUAAAAAGAAAGGGGUUCCUGAUUACGCAAAGGUCCCCGAAACUAUGUUUGGGCUAUCAGAUAUACCCAUUUGUACGUUAGAAGGCCACAAAGAUGAUGUCUUGGAUCUAUCUUGGUCAAAAUCUCAGUUGUUGCUUUCAUCUUCCAUGGACAAAACUGUAAGACUUUGGGAUAUGGCAACCAAGAAGUGUCUGAAACAAUUUACCCAUAGCGAUUAUGUGACUUGCAUACACUUCAAUCCAGCAGAUGACAAUUACUUCAUAAGUGGUUCAUUAGAUACAAAGGUUAGAAUGUGGAGCAUACCCAGUCGAAAAGUCGUAGAUUGGAGUGAUGUUCAUGACAUGAUAACUGCUGUAUGCUAUUAUCCUGAUGGGCAGGGAGCCGUUGUUGGAUUACACAAUGGGGAUUGCAAGGCAUAUUGUACAGCUGAUUGCAAACUCGAGCAAAAGGAUCAAAUUGAGUUGCAUACCAAAGCAAAAGCCGACCCAAAGAAGAUAACCGGUUUUCAGUUUUCUCCAUCAAACCCAUCUGAAAUAUUGGUUACUUCUGCGGACUCCCGUAUUAGAAUUCUAGAAGGGUCACAUGUCGUGAAUAAACUCAUAGGUUACAGAAAUACUAGUAGCCAGUUUUUAGCUCAAUAUAGUUCAGAUGGGAAGUACAUAAUUUGUGCUAGUGAAGACUCACAAGUAUUCAUUUGGAAGCAUGAAAAACCAAAAAGUAGUGGUGGUGCUAAAUCCAAAUACGUGACCACUACUUCUUAUGAACACUUCCCAUGUACAGAAGUUACUGUCGUAGUACCAUGGUCUGGAAGCAGCAAACUUCAAAGGUUAGACAAUGAACCACAAUCCACUCGACACUCCAAAAGAUCAGCUCCAGAUCCUCAAAAGUCAGAGGAUAACGUACAAGCUAAGAAAUCAUCACAGUUGCCACCAGUUCCUAAAAACAGUACAGAAAAAGGCUCAAAUUCCACUGUAGACAACUCAGAACAACCUUCUCGUAAUGAGUCAAGUAUCGGGGUUAGCGAUUCCGGUGAUACGUCGUCGCGGUUAGAUGGUGGUAAUAACAAUACUGCACAGUCUACAGCGUGGGGGUUGGUGAUUGUGACUGCGGGAGUGGGUGGUGAGAUCAAGGUUUAUCAAAAUGUUGGGUUGCCGGUUAAGGUUGGAACAAAUUUGUUUUAAGAACUCAAUAAUUCCAACGUUUUCUACUAUUAGCAUUCGUAAGUUGUAAAUAUGUACAAAGGAUUUAGAGAGAAUGAGAGUAAAUCAGGUAGUUAUGUAGAAACUGAGGGCUAAAUAUGAGAUUUAUGUGGAAAAGAGCAUUUUUAUUUUUGUUGAACAACCGAGUUUUAUUGAGACUAGAAAGAGCUAGUCCGACAAAAUGAAACAAUUAUUGUUAGUGUAUCAGAUGGUGCGAAGUGGUCGCGUUUUUAUAUAUGUUUGAGUUUUUUUUCUUUCCAUAAUGUUUGAGUUUUUUUUUUUUCUUUCCAUAACUGUUAAUAUGUGAUUUCAUAUGUAUUUUACAUGGUGUGAGAACGUUGUGGCUUAUACAUCCUUCUUUGACCUUAUCGAGCCACCGUCUCUAAAAAAUGAGUGAUAGUGUAUUUAAUAUUGUGUGAAGCGGUCUUUAUGUCUAGAUUUAUAUAUGUUGGAGUCUCAUUUCUUUUCGCAAUAGCUUUUUAUUUUAGUUAAUAAGUGGCUCCACAUAUAUUUUACA